Dentiscutata erythropus is the source of this 232-nucleotide messenger RNA. Lineage: Eukaryota; Fungi; Glomeromycota; Glomeromycetes; Diversisporales; Gigasporaceae. The record is from the annotation of a GenBank genome assembly.
AUGCCAAAAAGGUAUAAAAUGGGUAUCGACAAAACCGUGUCUAUCGUGGUGGUGCGUAUUUUCACUUUGUGGUAUUGUCGUUUAGUUGAUACCUUGGCUUCACCGGUGUUAUUGUUAUUGGUGCCAUAUUCUCUCAUCAUCAUCAUUGUUUCUUACUUGCAUAGUUUGGCAUUGUUAUAUGUUGGUGCCUUUGUUCGAUUAGUGGUGUCUUCUGGAUAUUCCGCCUUUGCUG